AUGCUACCUAUCCCUGUUAUGGACGUCCACUCUAUCGCCGUGUUGAACGAGCGGAACUCGUCUCUCUUCGGUAUUGAAGCUUACCCUUUGGUUACUCGUGAAUACAAUGCUAACGAUCCCGAUGAAGAGCUCUUUGGUCUUUCCUACACUAGAGCUCGAGCAGCAGACGUGAAGAGCAGUAUCAUGACUCAAGAAGAUGACUAUUGGGAGGAUGCCUUCUCUACAACUCUUCAACAAGACGAGUGUACUGCGAAGGAGAUGGAUCUAGCUGCUCGAGACUUAAACGAUACAGUGGCAUCAACUGGUGAUUUAGAGUCUAUUCUGGACUAUCGAUAUAUUACACGAGCUUCGGAUGAGUCUGAUGACGGAGCUGAACCGGCUGUGAAGAGGAUACGGCUCGCGUUCUCGGGUGGUAUUGCAAGACCGAGAUCGCCCAGCACCUCAGAUGAAAUGUCGAAUCUGGUUUUGGACUUGGCCGCUCUUCAUGACGGUGAUGUUGGAGCCAUCUUCAGAGAUUAUGAGGUGGAGUAUCGUAAGAGGAAGGCUCUGGAC
Molecule: messenger RNA, 552 nt
Organism: Perkinsus marinus ATCC 50983
Lineage: Eukaryota; Perkinsozoa; Perkinsida; Perkinsidae
Exons: 1
Source: RefSeq, a predicted model, not a curated record